This is a messenger RNA of Neomonachus schauinslandi (Hawaiian monk seal), 2091 nucleotides long. RefSeq names its product zinc finger protein 180 (gene ZNF180). The record is from RefSeq and is a predicted model, not a curated record. The transcript is spliced from 5 exons. NCBI's taxonomy places the organism in Eukaryota, Metazoa, Chordata, Mammalia, Carnivora, Phocidae. Gene Ontology annotation, biological process: regulation of transcription by RNA polymerase II. The coding region runs from base 1 to 2058 and encodes 685 amino acids. Gene Ontology annotation, molecular function: RNA polymerase II cis-regulatory region sequence-specific DNA binding; DNA-binding transcription factor activity.
AUGCGCGUGUGCACGUGCAUGCUCUCAAGACCCUCAGGCCUCUGCCUAUGCCUGGAGGAGAGCAUGGAAGAGCAGGAUGAGAAGCCCCCAGAGCCCCUGAAGACCUGUGCACAGGACUCUCUCCUUCCUCCAGAGAUUAUCAUCAAGGUCGAGAGAGAAGAUGCUGGGUCACUGGCCCUUCCAUCCCAGGAAGGAGUGAACUUCAAAAUUGUGACUGUGGACUUCACUCAGAAGGAAGAGGGCACUUUGAACCCUAAUCAGAGGUGUGAUCCUAGAGAUGUGAUCCUAGAGAACCACAGGGACCUGGUCUCUUGGGACUUGGCAAUGGCACUUGGAAGAAGAGAAUCAACAUCAAAGCAGAACAUUUUUGAUGAUGAACCAUCCCGUGGAGUAAAGUUAGAAAGGUUGACAAGAGAUGAUCCUUGGUUAUCUUCAUGUGAAGAAGUUCAGGAUUGUAAGGGCCAGUUGGAAAAGCAACAGGAAAAACAAGAGAGACUUUUGAAAGAAAUGGCAUUUACUCACAGGAAAGCGAUUACUUAUGAGAGAGUCCAUAAAAGUGAUGAACUUGAGAAGAGUGGUCUGAAUUCCAGUCUUCUUUCACCCCAGAUGAUACCCAUAAGAAACCAUUUUCAUAAACAUGCCUCACAUGUUAAAAAAUUGCAUUAUAAUUCCAUUGUAAACACUCAUGAGAUGAUUAAUGACAGUGAGAAACUCUGUGAGAAUAAUGAAUGUGGAAACCCUCACCAGAACAUUCACCUUAUUCAGUUUACAAGGACUCAAACAGAAGAUAAAUCCUAUGGAUUUAGUGACAGUAUUCAAUCUUUUAGCCAUGAUGUACCCCUAAAUAUACAUCAGAAAAUACACGCAAGAGGAAGAUCCUUAGAUUUUAAGGAAUGUGGGCAAGUUUUGAACCACAGUAUAUCCCGUAAUGAACAACAGAGAAUACCUGUUGAAGAGAGUCAAUAUAACUGUAGUCAAACCUCCCAGAGUUCAUCCCUUGCUCAAAACAUGAGAAACCAUUCUGAAGAGAAACCCUUUGAAUGUAAUCAGUGUGGGAAAUCCUUCAGCUGGAGCUCUCAUCUUGUUGCACAUCAGAGAACUCACACUGGGGAGAAACCUUAUGAAUGUAACGAGUGUGGGAAAUCCUUCAGCCGGAGUUCUCACCUUGUUUCUCACCAGAGAACUCAUACUGGAGAGAAACCUUACAGAUGUAAUCAGUGUGGGAAAUCUUUUAGCCAGAGCUAUGUUCUCGUGGUGCAUCAGAGAACUCAUACUGGAGAGAAGCCCUAUGAGUGCAAUCAGUGUGGGAAGUCCUUCAGGCAGAGCUACAAACUUAUUGCCCAUCAAAGAACUCACACCGGAGAGAAGCCCUAUGAAUGCAAUCAGUGUGGGAAAUCCUUUAUCCAGAGCUAUAAACUUAUUGCACAUCAAAGAAUUCAUACUGGAGAGAAGCCCUACGAGUGCAAUCAGUGUGGAAAGUCCUUUAGUCAGAGUUAUAAACUUGUCGCCCAUCAGAGAACUCACACAGGAGAAAAACCCUUUGAAUGUAAUCAGUGUGGAAAAUCCUUCAGCUGGAGCUCUCAGCUUGUUGCACAUCAGAGAACUCAUACUGGAGAGAAACCCUAUGAAUGUAAUGAGUGUGGAAAAUCUUUCAACCGCAGUUCUCACCUUGUUAUGCAUCAGAGAACUCAUACUGGAGAAAAACCCUAUGAAUGUAACCAGUGUGGGAAGUCCUUUAGCCAGAGUUAUGUUCUUGUUGUGCAUCAGAGAACUCAUACUGGAGAAAAGCCCUAUGAGUGCAGUCAGUGUGGGAAGUCCUUCAGGCAGAGUUCAUGCCUUACUCAACAUCAAAGAACUCAUACUGGAGAGAAACCCUAUGAAUGUAAUCAGUGUGGGAAAACAUUCAGCUUGAGUGCUCGACUUAUUGUACAUCAAAGAACUCAUACUGGAGAAAAGCCCUUUACAUGUAAUCAGUGUGGGAAAGCUUUCAUUAAUAGUUCUAAACUUAUUAGGCAUCAGGCAACUCACACUGAGGAGAAACCCUAUGAGUGUAACUAGUUUGGAAAUCUUUCAGCCAGAGUAUAUUUCUUU